AAUCACAGUCGACUGUCUGUUUCAUGAAGAUAAAGGAUUACUGCAGUGUCAUAGGAAUGAUGAAUCACUGUUCACGGUCUUAGAUUAUAUAAACCCUCAGGAGCUGCAGGACAAGAACAGACAAAUACAGGAGAUGAGGAUCAUACUGAAGCAACUAAGAACUGAAAAAAUAAAACAUUUUAAGGAGAUAGAGAGACUUCAAACUGAGAGUGAGCGACAGCUAAUGCAGAGAGACAAACAUGUUCAGGAGAAAGAGGAGACAGGUGGCACAUCACAGUGCAGUGACAAACUAGAAAACAUGACAAGCGAAACCACACUGGGGAUCCAACUGCAGGAGAAGGACAGAAAACUUAAGGAGAUGAGGACAGAGCUCAAAAAACUGAAAACUGAGUUGGCAGAAAAAAAUGAGGAGCUUAAAAAGAAAGAGAGUCUACUAACCUUAUCAGAAAGACAUCAAAAGCAUGUCCAGGACAAAGGGAAAGACAGACAGUUGAGGGAAAUAACUCAGAAUGAAAAGAAAUUAAAGGAGGUCAAAGCUGAGUUGGACAAUACAAUAAAGAAUUUAGAACAGAUACAGAAAGAAUUGCAAAUUGUGAGCAAACAUCUGAGUGAGGAGAUAAAGGUAUGUGAAAUUAAUAAAAGUGAACUGGAUUUAAUGCAAAGGAAGCUGCAAGAGAAAAACAAGCAAAUAUAGGAGAUUGUAUCCUGAGUCUUUCCACAUCUGAUAACGCUGAUGAAUUCUAAUUUUUUUAACUGACUAAAUUUAUUUCUUUUGAUUUUUUUUACUUUAGAUUAUUAGUAGCUGUUUGGUGAUUUAAAUCUUUAUGCCAUAAUUACUAGCUAACUUGUAGCCAGUUGUUUCUCUCUGCAGCUCUUUCCCUUUGU
This is a messenger RNA of Clarias gariepinus (North African catfish), 885 nucleotides long. RefSeq names its product DNA ligase 1-like. NCBI's taxonomy places the organism in Eukaryota, Metazoa, Chordata, Actinopteri, Siluriformes, Clariidae. The transcript has 3 exons. The record is from RefSeq and is a predicted model, not a curated record. The coding region runs from base 134 to 694 and encodes 186 amino acids.